AUGGACAACGCGUAUCUAGGCGGUCCAGUCGGCGAAAAGAUCACUGUUGCUCUCUCGCAACAGGGGAACGUCCUGGACGAAGACUGCCUGAGCAUCAACGUCUGGACGAAGCCACAGACGGGCGAAAAGCAAAAAGCCGUGCUCUUCUGGAUCUACGGAGGAGGCUUCUCCAUCGGCAGCGCGAACAGCCCUGUCUACGAUGGCUCAAUCCUCGCCGACGAAAAUGACGUUGUAGUCGUAUCCUUCAACUACAGAUUGAACAUCUUCGGCUUCCCCGGAGCGCCCGGCGAAAUCGCUAACGCAGGGCUCCUCGACCAGCGUCUUGCCCUGGAAUGGACCCGCGACAAUAUCGCCCGCUUCGGCGGCGAUCCCACACGAAUCACCGUCUUUGGCCAGUCCGCCGGAGGCAUGUCGACCGAUCUCGUCGCCUACGCUAACCCCGAGGAUCCCAUCGCCCACGGACUAAUCGCACACUCUGGCGUCGUCAGCCCACGCAUCGGGUCGAAUGCCACCGACGCUCUGAAGACUUGGUACAAUGUCAGCCAAUCCCUUGGAUGCGGUGGCGUAUCAGCUGGCGAAGAGACCGUGACAUGCAUGCGAAGCAAAACUCAGGAGGAAAUCCUCGCGGCCAUCGAAAGCCACGGUACAUCAGCACUCGCGAGCGGCUUCGUCCCCUACGGCGACGGUGUCGUCCUCCCCGAAGACAUCGCCGCUGAAGCUGAAGCCGGCAACUUCGCCAAAGUACCUUUUCUCGCUGGCAACACGGACUACGAGGCGGGCUUCUUCUUCAUCCUCGCGAUCGCGUACUCUAACAUCACGACCAUCGAAGAGGUAGACGCCAUUCCCUGGGACCUUAUCCGGCCGCUGGGCAAUCUUUUAACUCGGGUAGCCUUCACUUGUCCUGCCGCCGACGCCGCAGAGCUCAGGAGGAAGCAUGGAGUCCCCAGCUGGCGGUAUCGAUUCUAUGGUGGGGGCUACGAAAAUGCUGAGAUCUACCCCGUGGGAUCGGACUGGCAUACGUCCGAUAUGCUCACGGUGUUUGGCACCGCGGCAUCAGUGACCGGCGUUGCAGAUAGUUCUUAUGAAGCGAAGGCCGGCGCGUAUAUGCGUGAUGCGUGGGCGACGUUCGCGAAGGAUCCGAGCAAAGGGCUGCGUGAGAAGUUGAAGUGGCCGACCUAUCACCCGCUGACCCCAUCCCUCGUCCAGCUCUCUCUUAACCGCCAGACAAAAGCGAGCUUCACCUACAACUGGAGAACAGAUGCGCUCUGCGGCGCGAUCGCAAGCCUCGCAGAGGUAGCAGGGAGCAUCUCGGGUAUCUUUGAGGGCGUGAGUAGCGGACGCGGAGGAAUUAGUCGGCGGAGCUUUGAAGGUCUCCUGAAACGCUCGGAUGAGGCUCGUUCCUUGCUUUCGCUCUUGGAGGAGAUCGAGCAGAGCGGGGAGUUUUCGGAGGAGUGA
Aspergillus calidoustus is the source of this 1455-nucleotide messenger RNA. Lineage: Eukaryota; Fungi; Ascomycota; Eurotiomycetes; Eurotiales; Aspergillaceae. The record is from the annotation of a GenBank genome assembly.